This is a messenger RNA of Rhinichthys klamathensis goyatoka, 4765 nucleotides long. It is a transcript of the gene phldb2b, whose product is annotated as pleckstrin homology-like domain, family B, member 2b. Gene Ontology annotation, biological process: regulation of microtubule cytoskeleton organization. The record is from RefSeq and is a predicted model, not a curated record. Gene Ontology annotation, molecular function: protein binding. The coding region runs from base 273 to 4685 and encodes 1470 amino acids. The transcript has 25 exons. Gene Ontology annotation, cellular component: basal cortex. NCBI's taxonomy places the organism in Eukaryota, Metazoa, Chordata, Actinopteri, Cypriniformes, Leuciscidae.
GCCGCUGGCCAAGAGCGACAGGACAGCGCCUUUCAGUCCCCAAAGUGCGACAAGACUGGUUUAAUUUCUUUGGAAAUUAAUUAUUAUGGUCUGAUUGUUUCAGUUGUUUUCAUUUUUAUCAUCAACUGUCGGACUCGGCAGAGAGUUGGAGUUUUCAAAGAAGAGGAAAUAUUGAAUAGGCUUUUCUUUUCUGUCAUUGAGAGCGCGCAGGAUAUUUGGCGAAGAGCGCUGCGCACCUUUAGUAAUAAGUGUCUUUGGAGUUGCUAUUCAAGAUGACAGACGUCGUUUCGGCAAUGGAUACACAGUCAAACUGCCCAGCGAGUGUCCUCGAACCGGAGUCAGAUCAGAGCCUUGGUUCUCCUAAGAGUCCACCACUGGACCUGAUUGACACAGGAAAAGGACUGAAGGUACAAACAGCGACCCCUCACCUAGUCAGUCUGGGAAGCGGAAGGCUAAGUGUGGCCAUUACUCUGCUACCUCUAAAGGAGGGAGUGACACGCAUAGGCCGUGACGAUGCCCCUGUACCUCAGGACAUCACUAUUGAGGGUCCUGGCAUUGAAGCAGAACACUGCAGGAUUGAGAACAGACGAGGGUUCGUCACUCUUGACCCAUGCGGACACCUGUGUUCGCUCGAUGGAGUCCCUGUUACCAGACCCACACAACUCACGCAAGGUUACACACUCUGUCUUGGUAAAUCCUAUAUCUUUCGCUUUAACCAUCCCGAGGAGGCCAACCGUAUGAAAAGCAUGCUUCCUCAGAAGAGUCCCUUCUCUCCGCUUGUGUACAGCACAGAUUAUCUGAAGUUCAGCAGUGACUUCAGUCACUGUCUGGCUGGCUCUGGCUCAAGAGGGAUGCGCUCAGUCUCUGAGCUCCGCGAUUUGAUGGAUACUUUACAAAAAAAGAAGCAGGCGUUGGAGAACAGCUUGCGAGCCAAUGGGGACUCAAGCCCCUCCUACUUCAGCAUGACACAGUCUCCACCCACCACACCCAAUUUGCUGUCACCCAUCGCCUCAUCCUCCCCAAUAUCGUAUCAGGAACAAGCCCGCCGAUUGUACAGCUCCGAACGGCCACCGCUUGUGGCCAGAGUGCCAAUGCAUUCAUCCAGCAGCAUGCCUCCGUCUCCUCGCAGUUCCGACCCUCGAGAUCGUGACGCAUCACUUCCUUAUUCUCGACCCAUGAGCCGGAACCAAUCUCAGGAUAGUCUGCUCGUCAAUACGUCAGACAGUCGCCAUGCUGCAACCUCAGGCUCAGCACUCUUAAUGUGGAACGGCUCGUCCACCAGUGGGACUGAUUCCCUCCCUCCAGCACCAGGGGGCGGUAGUGGUGCAGCUAGCAUGCCUUCCAGUCCCCGUCUGGCUCGUCGAUUCCACACCCCAGAUGCAGGACGUAACGGUGGACUCGAGCCCACUCCACGGCAACGAAAGUACUCCGCUGGGUCACUUACAGGAAUGAGCUCGCACAGUCGCUCCCUACCACGCCUCUAUAGACCCACCGAUGCCCAACUCACCCUUCUGCCAAGCUAUCGGUCUCCCGACGGCCAUCUUUCACACCCAACUGGAGCCUCUGAUCCCAAACACCAGAAUGGUCAUACUGAAGUAGUUUCCAUCUCACUGUCCACCAGACCUGGUACCAAACACACUGUAGCCCCUCCGGAUGUCACCAUGACAUCAGAAGAAGCCACCAGCCCCCGGCAAGCCAAGAAGGUGAGUUUGACUUCCACCAGCUCCUACUCAGAAGUGGACAGGCAAGCCAUGCGUGGUCCCUCACAAGCUCUGGAGAUCGGUCUCGGGGAAAGGAGGCAGUCGUUUGGAAAGGCAGGGCUGGGUCCGCCGAGUGGCUUCAGGGAGAGAAAGGGCAGCAUCAGCUCUCUCAGUGGAAAGGAAGAGCUUCAAGACUACCAUCAGAGACAGAGGGAUGAAAGACUGCGGGAACAGGAAGUCGAAAGACUGGAACGUCAGCGUCUGGAGACUAUCCUCAAUCUGUGUUCUGGGCUGGGUCGCGCAGAGCAGGACAAAACCGGCUUGGCCGUCGCAGACUUGCAGAAGAUCAACAAGGAGCUGGAGAAAUUACAGGUGUCAGAUGAUGAGUCUACGUUCUCAGACUCUGCAAGUUUGUCAGCCAGCAUUUCUGCUGAAAACGACUACGGGCUUAAAGCUCGGGAGACCCAGGACAGCGAGGAGAGACGGGUACGACAGUUCAAGAACAGUGGACACAGAGAACUUAGGGUGGAGACAACAGCUGUCCUUGGCUCCGCCCCCACCCCUUCUCCUCGACUGACACGGAUAAACAAGGUGUCUGAGGACGACACACGCCUGAAGCUGGACGUAAGACGUAUAGAGGAGGAGAGGAUCCAGGUUCUGAACAAUAUGGAAGAGUUAGAGCUGAAGAUCAAAGACCUGGAUAACCAAAUGGAGGAGUCCAUCAGAGAGUUGGAAAUGGAGCGGGCUCUGUUGGAAGGCGAGCAGGAUUCUGAGAUGGCUCAGCUACAGCAGGAGAAAGACGCUCUGGAGCAACUUAAAGAAAAGAUGUCUGACAUCGAGAACAAAGCGCAGACGGAAAAAUCUCAGGACAAAGCCAAGCUAGAUGCAGAGCGUGUAAAGUUAGAGCGACUGGUGCAUCUGCUUGCAGAGCAGAAGACUCAGUUGGACACCUGCCCUGAAGCCUUGAAAGAGCAACUUCAGCUGCAGCUCUGCAGGGAUGCAGAGACGCUAGAGGUGGAGACCAAGCGUUUUGAAGACCUAGAGUUUCAACAGCUGGAACGAGAGAGUCGUCAAGAUGAGGAGAAAGAGACUCAGACUCAACACAUUCUCAGGGAGAUCGCAGAAUACCAGCGGAGCACCGUCACACGCAAGGAGAGGCUCCUGGCCCUGAAGAAACAGUGUACACAGAUUUCCCAGCAGGCUCAGAGGGACAAGGACAGCUUUGUGAAGGAAAAGAACAAUCUUCAGAUGAUGCUACAGCAGGAAAAGGAGAAUCUUAUCAACUUGGAGAAGAAAUAUUCCGAGCUCACUGGGGCAUUGGGUUUCCCUGUCAGUCCCAUCAGUAUGAAAGAGGACUGCUUCCAGUUGGCUGACGUGUGUCCGCCACAUAGUGAAUUUUGCCAUGCCCACAAAACCCUGUCUCCACUUCCUGCUGACCUGCUGAUGUUUUAUUCUCUUCUUUCCUCUCUUUCUAUCAAAAACGCUGAGGGCUAUGUUACAGUCACUGAGAUCAAUGAACUGUACUCUCAGCUGGGGGUAGACCCCACCCGAGCCCCCCUCCCCACCAAAACCCAGUCCUCUGACGCCCCUGCAACAGGGACUGACUCCAGCCCUGACCUCAAUCCUUCAGAGAGCACUGCCCCACCAGGAGAGGGUGAGCUCUCACCCUCUCCCUGUCCACUGUCCUCCACCAUCCCUUCUUCCUCUUUCACUGCAUGCUCUCGUCCCAACCCUAAACCUCCCUCUGUGCACUGGCCUGAAGACAUGGUCACCUUUCUCAACCCUUCUCCUCCACCUCCUCCUCUACCUGCCAAAAAACAGCGCCGCCACAGGCAGCAUUUCCGCACGCUAGAGGAAAGAAAACGGUACGGUAAGGAAGGCGGAGCUCAUCUGAGUGGCACUCUUCCUCGGAAGAAGACCCAGGCCACCAUAACCCCACAGUUCACCUGUGCCACCCUGGGUCGUAACAUACCCUCUAAAUCUCAUCCACCUUUAGCUCAAAGCUCUAGCUGUGGGAGCGUGUUGAAUCGAGCCCUUGCCAUCUCCCCUAAAGAGACACACGUGGAUACACACCGCCUGCACAAGGGCAAAUCUAAGAAAGGGCACAGUCAGCAGCACAUUGGCGAGGAGCACCGAACGAGGUUGAGUGAUAUCGGUGGCCGCGCGUCCUCCCAGAACAACGUCUACCUAGACUCCUUUGGUUACCAAGACAACGGUCGUGCCUUCGACACACUGAGUAUGGACAGCUCGGACAGCAUGGAAACCAGCAUCUCCGCCUGCUCGCCCGACAAUGUCUCCAGCGCCAGCACCUCCAACGUUUUGAAGAUGGAGGAGAUGGAGCGUCUUCUCCGGGAGGCUCAGGCAGAGAAGCACCAGCUCAUGGAAUACAGGGAGAGAGAGAUGGAGAGCAAGAGCAGGGCCCUUGAAGAGGAGAGGAGACGACGAGAAGAGCUAGAGAAACGGCUGCAAGAAGAAACCACCAGGAGGCAGAAACUCAUUGAGAGAGAAGUGAAACUGCGCGAGAAACAGCGAGUACAGUCUCGUCCAUUGACACGCUACCUACCUGUAAGGAAGGACGACUUUGACCUUCGUGGCCACAUAGACUCGGCCGGCCACAACACAGAGACUUGUUACCACGUCUCCAUCACAGAGAAAACCUGCAGGGGUUUCCUCAUUAAGAUGGGCGGCAAAAUCAAAACCUGGAAGAAGCGCUGGUUUGUCUUCGACCGUAACCGCAGGACUCUGAGCUACUAUGCAGAUAAACACGAGGCCAAACUGAAAGGAGUGAUUUAUUUCCAGGCCAUAGAGGAAGUGUAUUACGACCACUUAAAAAGUGCCCACAAGAGUCCAAACCCUUCCCUAACAUUCAGUGUGAAGACUCACGAUCGUGUCUACUUCAUGGUGGCACCGUCUCCUGAAGCUAUGAGAAUAUGGAUGGAUGUUAUCGUGACAGGGGCGGAGGGAUACACUCAGUUCAUGAUUUAGAUGUCUGCCACCAGGGAAAUAAUAAUAUGUGCAGUGUGUGGAUUUAAAAACCACUGGACCCUUUCACAUGCUGGUUUCAG